AGUUACUAGCUUAGUGCCACACAAAAACAUAAACAAUAUAUAUACAUAGAUAGAUGGAUCGUGUAGCGAAAUUGGCUUCACAAAAAGCAGUGGUGAUCUUCAGCAAGAGUUCAUGCGGGAUAUGUCAUGCAGUUAAGCGACUUUUCUAUGAGCUUGGGGUAGGGCCUGCAAUAUAUGAAGUUGAUGAGGACUCCAGAGGAAAGGAAAUAGAAUGGUGUCUCAUGAGACUUGGUUGCAACCCUUCUGUGCCCGCAGUGUUUAUUGGUGGCAAGUUUGUGGGUUCAGCUAACACAGUGAUGACCCUUCAUCUCAAUGGCUCACUCAAGAAAAUGCUGAGAGAUGCUGGAGCACUCUGGCUUUAGAUCAAAAGUUAAGUCAUGUCAUGUGUACACCUCAUUCUGCCACGAGCAAUGCAAACAGCAACAGCCAAACGAAGCAUUAUCAGAACCUCAUUUAGUUGUAUUAUAAUAUCAUA
This is a messenger RNA of Abrus precatorius (Indian licorice), 475 nucleotides long. Its product is annotated as monothiol glutaredoxin-S10-like. Lineage: Eukaryota; Viridiplantae; Streptophyta; Magnoliopsida; Fabales; Fabaceae. The coding region runs from base 54 to 362 and encodes 102 amino acids. The transcript has a single exon. Gene Ontology annotation, molecular function: heme binding; electron transfer activity. The record is from RefSeq and is a predicted model, not a curated record.